Molecule: messenger RNA, 2118 nt
Organism: Magnolia sinica
Lineage: Eukaryota; Viridiplantae; Streptophyta; Magnoliopsida; Magnoliales; Magnoliaceae
Exons: 10
Coding region: 203-1786 (527 amino acids)
Biological process (GO): ubiquinone biosynthetic process; xanthophyll biosynthetic process; carotene biosynthetic process
Cellular component (GO): mitochondrion
Molecular function (GO): 2-octaprenyl-6-methoxyphenol hydroxylase activity; FAD binding; oxidoreductase activity, acting on paired donors, with incorporation or reduction of molecular oxygen, NAD(P)H as one donor, and incorporation of one atom of oxygen
Source: RefSeq, a predicted model, not a curated record
AACAGGCGAAUUCGAUUCUCCACCCAUUUCCUUUUCCUGGCAGACGCGUGAGCGAGUUCCAGUUCCGUUUCACGAUUCGGGUUCGACUCUUUCUCGAAAUUCCGUGGGGCGAGGAAAUGCAAUCCAUCUUCGCCAUUUUCCAGAGCUGAUCGCCACUUUCAAAUUCGAGAGAGAGAGAGAGAGAGAGAGCCACUUUAAGACAAUGAACAGGGUGAUUGCAAGGAAAAUCACAGCUGUGAUCUGUACAUCGAAUCUUCCAAAGAAGACAUUCUGUCCUGAUGCGGUCAGGGGAUUAUCGAGUUUCAGCAAUAGUGUUCAACCCAAUGAUGAGCAUGGAGAGAAGCUGGGUGCACGAAAUGACAUUAAUCACUAUGACGUUGCUAUAGUUGGAGGAGGCAUGGUUGGCAUGGCUCUUGCUUGUGCUCUAUCAAGCAUGCCGUUGACGAAACAUUUGAAUGUUGCAAUUAUUGAUAGCAAUCCUGCCUUGGGAUCGAGCGUUCACAUAAAGAAGGAAGAUCUUCCUGAUUCGAGGGUCAGCACGGUGACUCCUGCAACCAUUUCUCUUUUCAAAGAUGUUGGUGCUUGGCAAUAUGUUCAACAACACAGACAUGCAUUUUUUGAUAAGAUGCAGGUUUGGGAUUACACAGGAUUGGGGUACACUAGGUACAAUGCAAGAGAUGUGGGUAAAGAAAUACUAGGGUGUGUAGUGGAGAACAAGGUGCUUCAUAGUUCUCUGUUGUCAUGCUUAAAGAAUGCAGAUUUCCAGAUGGCAAUCCAUCCCACGAGGUUGACCUCAAUGACUUUAGAAUCAUAUCCGCCAUCUUCAGAGAUCAACUCUCAGUCACCAGACCUCAAGGACCCACAAUCAGGAACAUCUUUGUACAAGAAUAUUUUAAAGCAAAAACAUCGUGGAUGCUUAGCAAAGUUAGAACUGAGCGACGGCAACAGCAUCUAUGCGAAAUUGGUGGUUGGAGCUGAUGGGUCCAAGUCACGGGUUAGGGAGAUAUCAGGGAUCAAAACAAAUGGAUGGAACUAUUCACAGAAUGCAGUCAUUUGUAUUGUAGAACAUGCUGUCGAGAACCAUUGUGCAUGGCAGAGAUUUCUACCUGCGGGUCCCAUUGCACUUUUACCAAUAGGCGAUAGAUUUAGCAAUAUUGUGUGGACAAUGAACCCAAAGGAAGCUUCUGAUCACAAAUCAAUGAGUGAGGAUGAUUUUGUGAAAGUGGUAAACCAUGCAUUGGAUUAUGGAUAUGGACCUCAUCCUAGCUCAAGCUUUCUUGGUCAAUAUGGAGACAGCCUUUCUUGGAUUACAGGAGGUGUUACACCAUCUGUGAGCGAAUGCUUUCAAGUUCCACCGAAAGUAGUGAAGCUAGCCUCAGAACGGAUGGCAUUUCCUUUAUCUUUAAUGCAUGCCAACGAGUAUGCGUCACACCAUGUGGUGCUUAUUGGUGAUGCGGCACACACUGUUCAUCCUUUAGCUGGGCAAGGAGUUAAUCUAGGUUUUGAAGAUGCAUUUGCUCUUUCGAAGGUCAUUGCCGAAGGCAUCUCAGUGGGCAGCAACAUUGGGGAGCUCUCUUUGUUGAAGAAAUAUGAAAUGGAAAGGAAGCCGGCAAACAUUAUGAUGAUGGGAAUCCUGGAUGGGUUCCAGAAGGCAUUUUCUGUCGAUCUCGGUCCCCUCAAUUUCUUAAGAGCCGCUGCGUUCCAAGGCGCUCAGUAUUUUGGACCCCUCAAGAGGAAUAUAAUCUCAUAUGCCACAGGUGAGCAAAAAUGGCCACUGUUCCGCUGAGAUGACUUGCUAAAUCGGAAUCCUCUAUUUUCCUGUAGAAAAUCACUCUUCCCUGAUGGUAUUGUAGAAGCAAACUGUUGAAUAUCAUUACGUAGAAGGAAAUUUCAAUUUCAUUGUAGUGGUUGAUAUGCCUAUCUAUUAAGAGGAAGUUGGAAGAGUAUGAUUCUUGCGUCUUCAUUGGUAGACUUCAGUGCGGUUAUAGCUGAUACUAUAGUACGAGGAGUUAUAUGAUACUCAAGCUGUGCAUGCGCUUGAUAUACAGGCAUUCAGACAUUGUACACGUGGCAUAUAUUAACUCAAAUAAAACCUACUAUAUCAUGCUGAUUGAGACC